ACCACCAAAAUACAGUUAUACUAGGUGCACGUACGGUAGCUAACACGUGUACUUGUGUUUUGCCGAUGAAGAAAAUCGAGCUCAGAUAAUAUGGCUUCUAACUACUUAUGCUACUCCGUCAUCUUUACUUUGGCUCUACUUCCGCCGGCUGGGAUAUCGGCGGAGAGUGGAGCUCCACCGCAGGUGCCAAACUCCGAUGACUCCAAAAUCAAGUGCGUCGAGCGAAGGAUGGCUCUGGACUUCUCCGACGGAGAAACGGGCUCGCAGCGCCGGCGACGUCGAGGCGUCACGCGCGGGCUCGACCCGGAUUUUAUCGACACGUUUCCGACGUUUCUUUACUCCGAUGUUAAGGGUCUGAAGUUGGGGAAAGGGGCGCUAGAAUGCGCCGUGUGCUUGAACGAGUUCGAGGACGACGAGACGCUCCGGCUGCUUCCGACGUGCUGCCAUGUCUUCCACCAUGACUGCAUCGACGUCUGGCUUGCGUCACACGUCACCUGUCCGGUUUGCCGGGCAAAUCUCGUUCCUAGCGCCGACGAACAGGGAAGUGAGGGAUGGAUUACUAUACUGAGUCAUCACCCGGUAAAUGACUCGCUCAACUAUGAAGUUCAUGACUCAAUCCACCCGGAGAUGGAAAUAACCAAUGCCUCGCCGGCGCCGGAGGAUCCAAUUCCGGCGCAACCACCUAUACGGAAUCGUCCGCCGAGAUCAACGCCAAGACGACAGCGACUCGCCGGGAAAUUUCCGCGGUCUCACUCGACGGGUCACUGUAACUCACUGAUUCGACCGGGAGAUGAUUGCGAACGGUUCACAUUAAGAUUACCGGACGAGGUAAGGAACCGGCUGGUUAACACCGGUUUGAGCAGAAACCCGAGUUUCGCGGAGUUACCGGCCGAAAGAAGUUCGACGAAGGGAUAUAGAAGUAACAGCGUCGGAACCGGUUGGGGACGGGCCAAUAAUUAUUAUUAUGAGCGGUUUGAUCGGGAAGGCACGGCAGACCGCUGUGGGUUCACCCCGGCUCCGCCUUUCUUCUCCAGGGGAAGUUCGACGAGGUCGUCAAAGGAGGAGGGCGGCGGCGGAGGGGAGGAAUUGACGGUUAUCCCAAAGAGUUUGUUUAAGUCCGUCAAGGCACCGCUUGGUCGUUUAUUUAGUGGCCCGGAGAAGGAUGAGACCGGGGAACGGUCGUCUAAUAAACUUAUGCCUGACAACCCGGUUUAGCU
Messenger RNA from Ipomoea nil (Japanese morning glory), 1217 nucleotides. Its product is annotated as RING-H2 finger protein ATL11-like. Lineage: Eukaryota; Viridiplantae; Streptophyta; Magnoliopsida; Solanales; Convolvulaceae. The record is from RefSeq and is a predicted model, not a curated record. Bases 91 to 1215 code for a protein of 374 amino acids. The transcript is spliced from 2 exons.